GCCAUCUUGAAUAAAAUCUCUCGGUGGCAUAAAGUGUAUUUCCAAAUAAAAAUUUUCAUGAAAAUAAAUGGUCGCUUCAAAAAUUUAAACAAUUUAUAAAAACUACAUCAAUUUAUAAAUCACGUUUCUUAUAGACUUUAUCCAUUUUAAGUUACUUCAAAAUUUAAAAAGAUCAUUUAUAAAACAAAUCAGCUGUUAUACGUCAAUUGAGAUCGAUGUCAACAAAAUUAUAUAAUUUUGUUUAGAAAAACAGUGCAGUCUCCUUUUUUGAGUGUCAUUUUGAAAUUGGCAAACAUGCAGAUUCACUCAAAUGUUUUCUUGGACAAAUUGAUAAAGUAGAUGUGUUCAAAAAAGGCUCACAACAUUGGCUACUUAUUUGUGGAUUUUUGUAUAAUGUAGUCCAAAAUAAUUCUAGUUAUGGAUCAAAACAAUAUAAUAGAGUGCGGUGGUUUUUAUUUUAUACAUAAUUUUGACUCGGGGAACCUCGGACAUGUAGAGAGAGUGCCCACAGAACUGAUUGUUCCUAGUGUGGUGAACCAAAAGGCGAAUACGAUAGAGACCCCGGACUAUGAGUUCAAUCUGUGGACGCGGCCAGACUGUGCGGGCACAGAGUUUGAGAAUGGGAAUCGGACCUGGUUCUACUUCGGGAUUCAGGCCAGUGAGCCUAAUGUACUGGUGCGGCUGAACCUGAUCAACCUGAACAAACAGGGCAAGAUGUACAACCAGGGCAUGGCUCCGGUGACGCGCACGCUGCCUGGCAAGCCUCAGUGGGAGCGGAUUCGCGAUCGCCCUGUCCACUCGACGGACGACAACACGUUUACACUGACGUUCAAAUACCGGACGUCGGACAACGUGAAGGCGACCACGUUCUUUGCGUUCACGUACCCGUUCUCGUUCGCGGAGCUCCAGAUCGCGCUCAACUCCAUCGACAUGAAGAUGUUGCCGCUGCCGCCGCCGCAGUCGCCCGACGACAUCUACUAUUACCGGGAGUGUCUCAUCUACUCGCUUGAAGGACGGCGGGUAGAUCUGCUAACAAUAACGUCACACCACGGGCUGACGUCGGAGCGAGAGGAGAGGCUCAAGCACUUGUUCCCUGAGAAUCAGGACAGACCGUUCAAGUUCAACAACAAGAAGGUGAUAUUCAUAUCAGCGCGCGUCCACCCAGGCGAAACACCCUCAAGCUUCGUAUUCAACGGAUUCCUGAACCUUCUGCUGAACCGACAUGACCCCAUCGCGAUACAGCUACGGAAGCAUUACGUGUUCAAGAUGAUCCCCUUUUUGAACCCCGACGGGGUGGCCAGGGGUCACUACCGGACGGACACCCGGGGGGUCAAUCUGAACAGGGUUUACUUGAAUCCGUCGCUAACCUUGCAUCCGACUGUAUAUGCGUCGAGGGCGUUGAUCAGAUUCUACCACUACGGCUGUGAAAAAGAAGAUAUAUAUGAGGAUAGCAAAAGUUUUACCUCGCGCAGUAUUCAGAACAUCAGCGAAAGUGUAGAGUUGUUAGACGGUAAGAAGAAGAAAAGCGCCCAAGCGAGCACGACGUCGUACAAGGCGGGUGACUACCACAAGCGCUUGCUCAAGUCAGCCAGCGGGAACAAAUCCUCCACCACAUUGAAACAACCUUCCGACAUGAAGCGGGACUCUUCACGCAACAACCCCGACCUAGCCGACCAGGUAUGCGACAUGAGCUUGCGCGAAAUGCCCUCACAAACCAGUGACUCGUCAUCAAAGCAGUCGACCACCAACCUGGAGUCCCCAUCACUCCUCAACGAGCAGGUGCUCAAGACCUGCCUCGGCUCCAGCGUGCAUCUCAGCACCAGCGAGGAGCUCACCACCCAGCAGGUGGCGGGCAACAACCCACUGCGGCCGCUGCGGGACGCGCUCAAGAACAGCAUCAGUCUGCUCAUGGAGUCCAACUCCUCGGUCACGGGGGACAGUGCGAUGUCAGGUAAGGACUCCCGGCUGACCAACGUGAAGAUGGGCUGGUGCCGCGACUGCCGUGCCGCCGUCUCCAAGCUGGAAGACACCAUGCCCGGAAUCACUGGCAUGGUGCCGGGGUAUUCCAACUAUUCUCAAGCGGAACUUGAACGCGAGGCGAAGGAGCGGGAUGACAGCGUGUACUUCUGCACCAACUGCUUCAAGCGGUACAUGAUCUCUGAUAACAACGAGGAGAUUGUGCUGACGAUGCAGGUGUGCGACACGGUGUCAGUGGCCAGCGUGGCCGUGUCCGCCGGCGACAGCGGCUCCAUCCGCGCCGACAGCCCGCCCGGCGCCCACCCGCACACCACCGGGGACACGCUGCCGCCCCCACCGCCGCCCAAAGAAGAGAAGAAGCCUGCGCCCCGCAGCUUCCGCAAGAAGCCGGCAAACAAGCCCCCGCCGCCGCCACCGCCACCCAAGGAGCCCGAAUCGGGGCUUUACCUCUACAUUGAUCUGCAUGGACAUGCUUCGAAGAAAGGUAUCUUCAUGUAUGGCAACCACUUUGAUGAGCUGGAGUCGUGCGUGGAGUGCAUGCUGCUCCCGCGCAUCAUGUCGCUCAACAACCUUCACUUCCACUUCUCCUCGUGCAACUUCACUGAGAGGAACAUGUACCUCAAAGACCGCCGCGACGGCAUGUCCCGCGAAGGCUCUGGCCGCGUGGCGGUAUACAAAGCAACCGGGCUGGUCCGCUCGUACACCCUGGAAUGCAACUACAACACGGGCCGGCUGGUCAACGUGCUCCCGCCGACGGUCCGCGACGGCCCCGGCAGUGCUUCCUCGACCAAUGGCGCGGUCCCGCCCAAGUACACGCCUCACAUCUUCGAAGAGGUAAACCCCUUCCAGGUGGGUCGUUCCCUGGGCGCGUCCAUCCUGGACCUCACGGGGCAGCACCCCAACUCGCGUAUCCCGUGCUCCGAGCACCGCAACCUGGCCGCCGUGAGGGACUGGCUGCGUGCGCAUACGAAGACCAUGCGGCCGCAGCUGAACAUGCCGCGGCUGCGGCCCAAGACGGCGUCCCCGCCGCGCGUGCCGCUGUACGCGCGCUCCAAGCAGAAGGUGACGGACGAGCGCAAGGAGAACGCGUACGCGGCCGCGCGAGAGCCCGGGCCCGCGCGGCCCGCCGGGCUGGCGCCGCGGCCCGGCCUCGACCUGGUCAACGCCAACCUGCGCCUCGCCAAGCGCAGCGAGCCCGCCAAGGCGCCCGAGCGCGCCAAGUACCUCGCCGACCCCGAGCCCAAGCCCAAGACGCUCGCCACCAAGCGCCGCAACAUCCUCGGCAUCCGCAAGCCCAACGCGAGCAAGACGCAGGUGGGCGCGUCCAAGGCGAAGCUCAACCGGCGUUCCGCCGACGACACGGAGAGCCCGCGGGCGUCGCUGGCCUCCAAGCUGGGCAAGCGCAGCUACGGCCGCGCCGGCCGCGGGCGGCCCGCGCCGCCGCGCUGCCGCGCCAUGGCGUCGUCGUCGUCCGACGACAUGCUGAGCGCCGGCGGCUGGGAGGACGUGGCGGGCGGCACGGCGCUGGGCGCGGGCCGGCGCCGCGCCGCCUCGGGCCCGGCGCCCGCGCACCUCAAGAAGAUCCGCCUCAAGAGCGGCCUGUAGCGCC
Molecule: messenger RNA, 3586 nt
Organism: Pectinophora gossypiella (pink bollworm)
Lineage: Eukaryota; Metazoa; Arthropoda; Insecta; Lepidoptera; Gelechiidae
Product: cytosolic carboxypeptidase-like protein 5
Exons: 18
Coding region: 418-3582 (1054 amino acids)
Biological process (GO): proteolysis
Molecular function (GO): zinc ion binding; metallocarboxypeptidase activity
Source: RefSeq, a predicted model, not a curated record